Meleagris gallopavo (turkey) is the source of this 3445-nucleotide messenger RNA. RefSeq names its product galanin receptor type 3-like. Gene Ontology annotation, molecular function: G protein-coupled receptor activity. NCBI's taxonomy places the organism in Eukaryota, Metazoa, Chordata, Aves, Galliformes, Phasianidae. The record is from RefSeq and is a predicted model, not a curated record. Gene Ontology annotation, cellular component: plasma membrane. Gene Ontology annotation, biological process: phospholipase C-activating G protein-coupled receptor signaling pathway; positive regulation of Rho protein signal transduction.
CAUUGUGAGCCCACGCUCCCCCGUAAUCCGCUCCAGCUGUGGCUGUGUUUGAGGAAGUGUCUGGGACUCCUCUGCCACACGGGGCAUCAGUUUUUCCAGACGGCUGAAAGUGCUGAGGCAGUUCAUACUGCCGUGAUUCAGGCGACGUCUCUUGUGAAAUCACCCUGGGAUGGUGCCUGGCAAAGCAAACCCCACUCUGACGUGGUGUGAGCACGGCGUUAUCUAUAAAAGCCAGGGAGUGAGCCAAGGGAACGGCACACUGCUGCGGAGCACACACAGCACACGGUGAUGGGGAAAGCCAGCACCGGCUGCUUUGUUCAGCAAAUGUAAGUAUUUUGGCUUUUAAAUGGAGUGGAAGCUCACACAGCCCAUGGCAGUCAGGGCGGUCGGUGGUGCUUUGGGUGUUCUCCUCCUCUGUGUGUUCUCAGGCACGAUUCCAAGAGGAAUUUUGGAACAAGUCUCUGCCUGAAAGCAGUGGAUAUUUUUACUUACCUCGCAGGUUACAGCGACAUAACAAGGACAGAAAGAGGACUGUGGAAGUCACUGUUCACUGGAAUUUGUGAAGCACCCCAGGAGGACGACUCUGGUACAGAUGAAAAACCAGCGCGGAUGGAAACGUGCCAUGGGCUGAGGCUUAGUCUGAAACAGCGCGAACAGAACCUGCCCAAAUGGCACUGCCCCCAGGCAGCACUGGGUGAUGUGGGACAAAACCAUGAGGAGCUGUUGGAGAGCCCUGAGCUCACAGUUGGCAGAGUUUGGGCCGCACUGUGUCAGGAGCAUCGCCUGGCUCUGCUCCAUUUACUGGAGCAGUGCAUCCUAGCAGCACUUGGAGGUCUCCCAGCCCCAGCUGAUUUCUGCCCAGUUCUUCAGUUAGAAGGAGAAGCAUUCCCACCAGCCAGCUGCUGAGAGAUAAACAUCCCAAUGCCCAAGGCAAGGGAGGAAACAGAACCUUGUUCUGCUGCAUUCUGGGUGGGAGCUGAAAGCACCAAAUCACAGCACGUAAGGAGUAGACAGAGACAACCACAGUGGCCCCAUCUCCCAGGGCAGGAGGGAUACCUCGGGCACAUCUCAAAUGGACAGUGGGAAGGCAUCAUCCUUUGGGAAACUGCAACUCCUUUCCAGAGCCCACUGCGACCUUAUGUGGAAUGCAGCGUUAUGUAAAGCUUUCAGGAAGAGAUGAUGUGAAAAACACCCUGAGUUCCUGACCAUCUGGUCUGGCUGCUUCUGAGCACAGCCCCCGGCUGCACCGGCUGCUCAGCAUCCCUGGGCAGCACCCAUCAUUGGGAGGGGCCGUGGCUCAUCACCAGAUCCCAGGGUGAAGGAUAGAACCCAGUGCCCAGGAGCUCAGUGUUGAAAUGCUUCACGUGGGCGUGAUGAAGAUCUGCUGUAAAUCCACUCAGUGGGGUCACUUUCCUUCAAACUUGCAUGGAAAAAAAAAAAAAAAUUGAGGAAAUUCCUGAAUGGACAGACAGAUCGAAGCAGCCUGGCUUUAUGACAAGCCUUCCUUCUGGUUCAGUUUAUUUUCCAGUUAAUGUUUAUCUCCAUAUUCUCCAGAGGAGAUGUAAAACCCCAGGUCAAGGAGCUGCACACUUCCCUCGCUCAUUGAACCGCCCAAACCAGUUCUGAUUUGUUUGCUGCCUUCCUUCUGGGAACCACAGCCUUGAAUUCAGCUGAAGUCCUCUGGCCAAACACAUUGAUCUCCUGCAUGCAGCAGCCAGGUUACAGGGACUUUUCAUCAUGCAAGAAUUUAUGGUCAAAAAAGCAUCCUUAACGUACCUGAUGAUCUUAGAGGUCUUUCCCAACCUGAAUGAUUCCAGCAGCCAGCCCAACAAGGAGGAACUUCCUUGAGUAACAGAACAAAGCAGAGCUGAGCUACACGUGGCACAGUUUGGUUUUCCUCCACCAGCAGCCAGAAGGACAAGCUUUCACACUGCAGGUUGGGAGGGUUUGUUCCAACAGCAGAUCCUCAUUCCUGCAAUGCUUUUUGUCCAAGCAAAUGGUCAAACCAACGCUCAGUGACCAACCCUCCUCUUCACCUCUACUUCCAUCAGCAGUGAGGCGAUGCCACAUCUUGGCAGGUGCUCUUCCCUAGCUGGCAUUUCCAGGGAGAGAGACCACAUGAAGGAUUUCAGAAGAUACCUGGUGCUUAAGUACAUCCAGUACCUCGUCCUGUCAUCUUCCAACGCCAUCAGCACCCUGCUGGGUGUGCUGGGCAGCGGGUACGUGAUGCUCAUCCUGCACUCCUCCAGAGUUUCCUCCAAAUCCACUGCAGUUUUCAUCUCCAGCCUAGCAAGAGCAGACCUCCUCAUUUUUGUGAGUGCUGUUGCUGAGCUGUUCCUGUGGACCUCCAGCGUUGCUGUCCCACGCACAGCAUUCACACCAGCACUGCUGCAGAACCUCCUGGUGGCCAACACGCACAUCAGUGCGCUGCUGCUCAGCUGUGUGGCCAUGGAGGCAUACCUCAUCACCUUCUUCCCCAUGGAGUCCCGCAGCCUGCGGACGGUGAGAAAUGCCAGGCUGACCUCCAAAGCUAUCUGGCUGCUGGUUGCUGCUGAAUGCACCCUGCUGCAGGUUGAUGAUGUCCUGACCAGCAGCACUUCUCCAUCCUGCGGCCUCACUGCCUGGUUGCUCCCCCUCUCCAGUGGGGCUGCAGCCCUCCUCAGAGCCCUCAGCUACCUCUUGGGCAUCCUUCUAAGGAUCGUCAAUGUCUACAUCUACUACAAAAUAUUCUUCAGCGUGUCCAACAGAUCUUCAGUGAGAACAAAGUAGCGGGCAUGGCCAAAGGGAGCAGCACGUCAAUACCAGGCAGAAGACCCUCCAACACAAACGGUUUGAAAACCUUCCAACAACCAGGAAGCCAGGGCUCGUGUUUUGGAGCACAAAUCUGUCCUGCUUCCUGAUGCUAUUAGCUUGGUGAUGAGGAUCGUGGGGGCCUGAGGAGACCUGGAACCCAUAGGUUGUCCUGUGGAGUAACACAGUCCCACAGUGGGUGUUCUCAGUCUGGAGUCUGUUUGCUCUGCAGGCAAAACAAAUGACAUCUCGUGAAGGACGGUGAGAAGUGAAGCAAUCAAAAUAUAUUUAUAUAAAAAAUGAUGCUUAGAGGCUUACUCAGGGAUGCGUUGAGCCAAGAACUGUAUAAUUGUAUAUUAAAACCAUUAUCCUGCAAUCUCUAACUCAGGUGAAGCAUGGGGCUCAGCAGUGGGAUCAGGAGACAAGGGGAGUCUGAGAGAUGAAACUACCUUGGUGUGUUCUGCAAUCUGUGUUCAUUCACAGUCCUUGCUACCCCCCCAGAUCUCUGCUUCUCCAUCAGAAAGCAAGCAGAGGUGAUGUCAAUGGCAUGGUUGGCUCUAAGCAAUGAAAGCACCAAGCUCUUACCUCAGCUGCUACAAUCCUUUACAACAAUCCAAUCCUUUGGCUGCAGUGAUAGACUUAAAAAAAAAAAAAA